Molecule: messenger RNA, 930 nt
Organism: Drosophila willistoni
Lineage: Eukaryota; Metazoa; Arthropoda; Insecta; Diptera; Drosophilidae
Exons: 2
Coding region: 1-930 (309 amino acids)
Source: RefSeq, a predicted model, not a curated record
AUGUGUGCCAAGCAAGCCAUUAAGAUCGAAAGACGACGAGCGCGCGUGGCGACCACAAGUUAUUGCCCGAUUGACAAACGUUGGCAAACUGGACUGUUAUGGAGGUUCGACAAACGCCAUGAGGCGUCUUCAAGUGAGAUGUUUCACCAAGUAAGAGUGCGCCCAGAGGACCAGACGGCUCAGAAGUUUCUAUGGCGCAGUGGAAAUUCGGCUAAAGCGGCAGAAAUGUACGUGAUGCAGGUUACGUCAUUCGGCGCUUCCUGCUCGCCGGCAUUAGCUAAUUACAUUAAGAAUCGCAACGCAGAGCGGUUCAGAAAAGAAUCUCCAAGAGCUGUUGCAAAUUCUGCGAGCGUAGUGAGAGCGCUCAAGAACCAGGAAGAAGACGUGUCUAGGGUGGUGGGAUUCCUUGACAAAACGCAAGAUAAGGUUUUAGGCAUGUGGUGGCUGCCCGUGACAGAUCAACUUAUAUAUGUAGUCAAGCCAGAAUUCGAAAGACCAUCCGACCAAAAGAACUGUGUUAAGUGUGAAUAUCUGGCGAGCAGGAACGGAUUGGAUGAGUCUCUUCAGGAAAAGGAUCAAGAAGACUGGAAAAUUUGGGUGAAGCUGUUACCCAUAAUCGACGAAGUGAGGAUUUCAAGGUGCAUGCCGAAGGUUUGUUGUGCAAGACGAGUACAACUUCACGCAUUUGUGGACGCCAGCAUCAACGUAUAUGCAGCGCUUGUGUACUUGCGAGCACAAGUGGAUGGAAUAGUCCACUGUUCCCUGGUAGCGUCUAAGACACGAGUGGCCCGCUUGAAGCCAGUCUCAAUACCAUGGAUGGAACUGAUGGCUGCUGUUUUAGGUUUACGGCUGACGAAAUUCAUCGAAGCAGAACAGUAUGUCAGUAUGUAUUUUCUGGACGUAUUCAAAGGACGUUUUAUGCUGGAUUAG